GUGCUGGUGCAUUAUGUACCCCGACGAGGAUCUGGAGUGGCACCACCGUGUGUUGCUGCAUCGGGUCGAGGGCGCCCUGUGGCUGGGCCUCACUCCCGACCACGAGAUUGUGAGGGUUGACCUCGGCGUCCUGCGACAUCAUGUGUUGGAUCGGUCCUCGGCUUUUCCCGCCCAGUUCGCGCCGAUGGUGCACGCCUUCGACCCAGUCGACGGGCAGACGCUGCGAGACGCCAAGCGACAGGCCCAGCGACAGGCUGCACUUCUGGGCGGGGGAGAGGUCGAGGACGCCGAGGAGUACGUGUGGUUGUUGGCGAGUGUCGCGGAUGCUCGCUUUGGUGAAGCUGUGCCUGCCGAUGUCAUCGAGGAUGGCGACAGGUGUGUCACGCUCGGCCACCGUGGAGUGUGCAUGAUCGACGGGGAGCCGCGUUUCGUGGAGCGGGUCUCUCGAGGUGAGCGAGACAGUUGGGUGCAGUCAUGCCGAGAGGACGUCGAGGAUAUCCGCGUGCUGGGGGAUCACCGCUCACGAGUGGGCCGUCGGGAUCUAGACUUCAGGGAUGCCGUCGAGCCCAUGAGAGAGGUGACCGUCGAGGACUGGCCCGAUCAGGGGCCACGGGCGUGCCUUGAGUACCUGAAGAGCAUCGCGCUGGGGGCUGGCAACCUGCCCACCUACCAGGCUGAGUGGCAGCGGCUCAGCGGAGUGGCAGAGGGCGGAGCUCAGGGACACGAGCAUCGCUGCCACCUCGAGACGCUGCGGAGGGCGAUCUGCCACGACCAGCUGAAUGUGGUCAACUUGGCGUGCUUCGAGCAUGUCGUGCGGCGGGUCAUCCAGGUCGAGAUGGCCGUGGAAAAGAACCCGCGGCACCCCGACUUCAGCGGGCUGGAGGAUGUGCUGGCUGGACCGCGGUCGGCGAGCGGCUCAGCCCACGUGCCGCGGCACCUCGAACACGUGACCAACCGCCAGAAGGACCGCGCCCAGAUCCUCAAGCAGCAGAGGCUCUACCAGGAGGAGGCGGCGAGGCGGAGGGGCGUGAGGGGCGACGGCAAGGGCGAGUCGGGCGGCGCCUGCGCAGCGGGCCUGGCCGAGUCCGCGUCGGGCGCGCACCGCCGUCCAGGAAUCAGCGAGCUGCCAAAGAAGUAUUGGUGGCCGGACGGCCACUGGCUCCACAAUGAUCCGUUCCAGCUCCCCAUGCAGUACGAGGAGGGGCGGCCGACGGGAGCAGCCAGGAGUGCGCUGGCCCACGUGGUUGCGGGGGUCAACGGCUAUGGCGAGCCUCCUCGUGAAGCGACGGAUGGUGAGUGGCCCCUCCGGGCGAUCCUCAAGUCCGCCGACCAGUAUGAGCUGGGGCCGCGGCACCUGGCGAGCUACGACCCCGACAAGCUGCACAUCGCGUCCGGCGCGUUGCGGCCUGUCCCCGCGUCGGCAUUGCCCCCAGAGGCUGCGGCUGGGUAUUUGAGACACUUCGAGAGCCAGGUGGAGCUGACCGCGCCGGAGCUGGAGGCCCGGCUACACGCCGCGGGAGGGCUCCCGACACCUUACUGGGACCCCGCCCUCCGCGGAGAUCGGUCAGCUCGUCGCGAUUUGUUCCGCCGGCUGGCGGCGGCAGGUGUCGCGGAAUUCCGCAGGGCAAUCAAGAGCCGCUGUGGGGCUUUUUUCGUGCACAAGAAAGAUGGUCGCAUUCGGUUUGUUUGUGAUGCUUGA
Messenger RNA from Prorocentrum cordatum, 1699 nucleotides. Lineage: Eukaryota; Dinophyceae; Prorocentrales; Prorocentraceae. The record is from the annotation of a GenBank genome assembly.